AUGGUCGUUUGUUUGGUUUGGGGGCUCACUGUUUUCUUGCUAAUAUCCGUAUGUUUCUCUCAACUAGACGACUCACAAGAAAGGCAAUCCACAUUUGAUGAUGUCGUUGUUGACCGACUAGAGAGCGAAUUUGAGCAACUGAAUGUGAACGACAAAAAAAGCAUGCUCCACAAAAUUGGAGUAUUGGGUGUUUAUUUUCGCAUCUACAAACAAUUGGUCCCGGUGGCAGGAGGUGACGCUGGGUACCUCUACCGUUUUCCUGAGCCCGUCCCUGAUUUGGAUACAAAGCUAAGCGGAAUAUGCGAAACUAGUCUAAGUGUUAGUUUAGCCGCUAUUUCUAAGAGAUAG
Necator americanus (New World hookworm) is the source of this 348-nucleotide messenger RNA. RefSeq lists its product as uncharacterized. The record is from RefSeq and is a predicted model, not a curated record. The transcript has 3 exons. The coding region runs from base 1 to 348 and encodes 115 amino acids. NCBI's taxonomy places the organism in Eukaryota, Metazoa, Nematoda, Chromadorea, Rhabditida, Ancylostomatidae.